This is a messenger RNA of Ochotona princeps (American pika), 1148 nucleotides long. RefSeq names its product coiled-coil domain containing 106 (gene CCDC106). Bases 225 to 1148 code for a protein of 307 amino acids. Gene Ontology annotation, cellular component: nucleoplasm. The record is from RefSeq and is a predicted model, not a curated record. Lineage: Eukaryota; Metazoa; Chordata; Mammalia; Lagomorpha; Ochotonidae. The transcript has 5 exons.
AGGCCCGCCCCGCCGCCCCGUCUCCGAGCCCCGCCCGCUCGCCGCCUCCCUCCGCUCUCCUCCGUGACACUUUGCAGACGCUCCCCGCGCAGCAGCUCCCCGGCCCGGAUUCCGCGCGCGGGCCGACCCUCCGCCAGAGUCCAUGCCCCUGCGCCUCUGGCCGCUGUCCGCGUCCAGUGCCCCGAGCGCUCGCCCCGCUGCCCGGGCCCGUGGGAGGCCGAGCCAUGAGUGACCGCCACGGCCGGAGGCGCACAAUCAAGAAGGACGAGGAGGCCUUGGACAUCUCCGUCCCCUUUGAGGAGGCGCCCCCUCUAGACUCGCAGCUCUUCUACGGCCUGAGUCCAUCGCGGGGCCCCUCGGAGGAGCCUCCUGAGGCCGCGUCGCCCACCCUCGCCCUCAUGAACGGCAUCAAGGCGCAGCUGCACUUGGCCCUGGAGCGGAACUCUUGGCUGCAGAAGCGCAUCGAGGACCUGGAGGAGGAGAGGGACUUCCUGCGCUGUCAGCUGGACAAGUUCAUCUCGUCGGCGCGCGUGGACGCAGAGGACCACGGCCGCGCCAAGCCCGGGCCCCGGCGGCUGGAGGGGGAUGGCCGGGCAGCGGCCGGCGGCGAGGCCUCCUCGGACCCGGAGUCGGCGGCCUCGUCCGAGGAGGGCGGCGGCGCGGGCGAGAGGCGGCGGCACAAGGCGGGCGCCGGCCGGGGGCGCCUCGGGAAGCCCAGGGCGCGCGAGCGGCAGCGGGGUGAGCUCCCCGUGGGCGCGUGGACGCCGGGGGCCGGCCUCGGGCGGGGGGCCGCCCCGGGCCUGACCGCUGCCCUGUCCCUCCUGUCCGCAGUCAAGGACGCCGACGGGGUGCUGUGCCGCUACAAGAAGAUCCUGGGCACGUUCCAGAAGCUCAAGAGCAUGUCGCGGGCCUUCGAGCACCACCGCGUGGACCGCAACACGGUGGCGCUGACCACGCCGAUCGCCGAGCUGCUGCUCGUGGCCCCCGAGAAGCUGGCCGAGGUGGGCGAGUUCGACCCCUCCAAAGAGCGCCUGCUCGAGUACUCGCGCCGCUGCUUCCUGGCGCUGGACGACGAGACGCUGCAGAAGGUGCAGGCGCUCAAGAAGAGCAAGCUGCUGCUGCCCAUCACCUACCGCUUCAAGCGCUGA